CAAAUAUUCACUCCCACACCAUGUACUUAAGUUUCAAAUUGCUUUAUUUCAACGAAUCAACGAACGUAUGGACUUGUAACGGGUAAACCGGAUACGUUUACGUAUCGUCGUCGCGUUGUCAGUAGAUAUAAACGCUGUGGACUCUCAGUUUAGCCGUCUAUGAAUUCAACAAGUUAACGAAUGAACUGUAGACCGUCGAAGCGUCGAUUGAACGUAGACCGUCUAUUUAAACCGUUCGUUAAUUCAACGCCCAUCGCUGUUGUGAAUAGUGAAAACAGUACCAAAUACAUUUAACGAGAUAUAUAGCAAUAAUGUACCAAUACUGUAUGAUAUGUUGGUAAAAUCAACAGUAAAAGCCAGACCUACUGUGCUAUGGUGUUAUAAAAAUAAAGAUGAAGCCAUCAGCAAUCAUGGAAGAAAAAGAGCAAAGAAAAUUGCUGCUGGUAAACUGGAAGUGUCUGAGGAGUCACUGUUUGAUGCCUUUAGGGUGGCAACAACUAUACAUGGUCGAUAUUACUCAGAAAGUCAUGCUAUGCUUGGACAGACAUAUGGAGUCUGUGUUUUACAGGAUUUUGAAGCACUCACACCAAACUUAAUGGCUCGUACUAUAGAGACAGUGGAAGGUGGAGGCCUCAUUAUAUUCCUCCUGAAAACAAUGGAUUCGUUACGACAGUUGCACUCUAUUACUAUGGACGUCCAUUCUAGAUUUAAAACAGAAGCUCACGAUGCAGUUGUGAACAGAUUUAACGAAAGGUUUCUACUGUCAUUGGCUGAUAACUCUCGUUGCUUGAUCUUGGAUGACACCUUAACUGUCCUGCCAAUAUCAUCCAAAACUGCGCAAGUUGAGCCUGUCGAUGUAGUACCAGAGCGAGUGAAUCCGAAGCUGACGGAAUUAGUGUCGUCUCUGUCUGACUCUCCUCCCGCAGGGCCGCUGGUGGCUCUCUGUCGCACUUAUGACCAAGCCACCGCAUUAGUGGCUCUAAUAAAUACGCUAGCUGACAAACAAGCGAGGCCUCCACAUUGCCUCACAGCCGCCAGAGGUCGUGGUAAAUCAGCCUGUCUUGGCUUAGCAGUAUCCGCAGCCGUAGCUCUAGGGUAUAUCAACAUUUACGUCACGUCACCACACCCGGAAAAUCUGAUAACGCUCUUCGAAUUCGUGCUGAAAGGAUUGGAUGCAUGUUUGUAUCAAGAGCAUAUAGAUUACAACAUAGUAAGAUCGUCCAAUCCGGACUUCAAGAAGGCUAUAGUCAGGAUUAAUAUAGCAAGGAAUUCUAGACAGACAGUGCAGUACAUAACCCCCGACGACCACUCGUUGCUGUCGGCGGCGGACCUCGUGCUAGUAGAUGAAGCGGCUGCCAUCCCCCUAGCGCACGUAUCGGCGGCGGCUCAACGCGCGCCCCUCGCCUUACUGUCCUCCACAGUGUCCGGGUACGAGGGCACGGGCCGAGCGCUAUCCUUGAAGUUGUUCGCUCAGCUGCAGAGCAAGCACAACGCGCCGAUGCCGAUUAAACUCGAGGAGCCCAUCCGCUACCGCACCGGGGACCCCGUGGAGUCGUGGCUGAACUCCCUCCUGUGCCUGGAGGCGCCGGCCCCCUCGGUGGGCGCGGGCGCUCCGCCCCCAGCCUCGUGUGACUUGUUCCGCGUCAACAGGGACGCCUUGUUCUGCUACCAUCGCGCUGCCGAAGCUUUCCUGCAUCGUCUCGUCGCUAUAUACGUCGCUAGCCAUUAUAAGAACAGCCCCAACGACCUGCAACUGUUGGCCGAUGCGCCCGCCCACUGUUUGUUCGUACUGCUGGCGCCUACGCCGCCCAACUCCACUUCCAUGCCGGAGGUUCUGUGCGUCAUACAGAUGUGUCUGGAAGGAAACAUAUCUGAGAAGUCUGUCAAAGACAGCCUCGGUCGCGGUAGAAAAGCGGCCGGCGACCUGAUACCGUGGAACAUCUGCGAGCAAUAUGGUGACAAAGACUUCCCCAAGUUAUCGGGAGCAAGAAUCGUUAGGAUAGCCACACAUCCCUCCUAUCAGCGGAUGGGUUACGGUAAACGCGCGUUGCAACAAUUGGCCUCAUACUAUGGCGGGGAUAUUCCUUGCCUCGACGAGGCUGCUUCUGAUGAUGAAGAGACGUCAGCGAACGGACAGAAAGGCAAUCUACACACAGAGACUAUAGUACCCAGAUCUAAACCGCCCACUUUACUGAAACGCUUGACAGAAGUGAGGGCAGAACAUUUGGACUACCUCGGCACUAGCUUCGGUCUUACAGAAGAACUGCUCAAAUUCUGGAAAUCGCAGAAAUAUGUUCCCGUUUACAUAAGUCAAAAAACAAACGAGCUGACAGGCGAACAUUCCUGCAUAAUGCUUCGUUCGCUCCACCAACACUCUUCUUGGCUCAGUGCUUAUAGUGCUGACUUCAGACGUCGUCUUUCGAGAUUAUUGGGCAGAGCGUUGAGGCAUUUACCGGCCCCUUUAGCGCUAUCUACUUUAGUGAUCGACGCUUCUACAGAUCGACCACAACUAACGAAACAGUUAAUAGGGCAACAGCUAUCGGGACACGACUUAUCCCGGAUAGAUUCGUACUGUCGCCAACAAGCAGACUAUCGUCUUAUCACUGAUCUAUUGACACCACUAGCGGAACUAGUCUUCCAUACGAAGAGCAAUAUCAAAUUGGACGCAGUACAACAGGUGGUAUUCAUAGCGAUGGGCUUUCAAAUGAAAGACGUAGAUGACAUAGCCAACGAAUUAGGUCUACCAGGCUCGCAAAUAUUGGCCAAGUUUUAUGAGGCUUGCAAGAAGAUUAAUGCAGCGGUAAAUUCGAUUCUAGAAGACACUGUGGCCCAGGAGAUCGGCAUAGAAGAUAAGACGGCAGAUGCGAACUCUGAUGGACCCGUCAAACAGAGCUUGCAAGACGAAUUGUCUAAAGCUGCAAAGGAAUUGGAAAGGAAACAACGUAAGGAGUUGUCUCGUUUGAUGGGCGAAGAUUUAGCGCAGUAUCGCAUCAAGGGCAGCGAUCUCGACUGGGGACAGGCUCUUAAGGCCUCUAGUCAAAAAACACUGGUCUCCGUUAAAAGCGGUGAAAAGAGGCUCGGAGAGGACAGCAAGGAGAUCGACGAUCUGAUAGACUCGCACGCCAAGAAGACCAAGAAGAAAAAGAAACAUAUAAGGAACUAGGCUCAAUAAAUACAUGUUAGUAUUCCAACCGAUCACUUUUAUUCAUAAAUCCUCUUAUGAUUCAAACCUUUAUUAGCUGGUAAUUUACACAGAAACCUUACACCACCUUACAGAAUAUCACAGUAAAAUAACAAUAUCUUUGAUGGUGGUGCUGUGUUUUUGUUAGUUAGAAAGUUCCCAGGUCUCUAUGGGGUAGGUAAGAGUCAGGGUAGGCAAUUCGCGUGUGAUAUUCUGGAAUCGUUAAGCUUUAUGUCUAUAGGCUAUAGUUAUCGCUUACCAAAAGGCGGGUCAUAUGCUUGUUUGAUGCAGCAAAGGUAUGUGCUGUUUGCGCAUAAAGUUAAACUUUUGCUAGCAAAAAAAUGACAAUACUUACUUUUGCAUCCUUACUCAGGCACGUCGAUAAAAAUUCAUAUUUAAUUAAGUCACGUGUAUUCACUAUUGCCAUACGGAAGAAAACUGUCAAUUUAUCCCGCCAGAAGCGCUGGCGUCGAAUGGCCCAUAGCAACAAAUCGAAACAGCUGUCAAAAUCACGAGGAAAACCGACUAUUUCCGUUCCAAACUAUGCUCCAGGUGCAACACAUGCCAUAUUUGACAUAAGUUUCAAACAUUUUACGUCAAUAUUGAAACGUCAGGGUAAAAAGUUACACUCAGAGUGUAGGUUUAUAACGCAGCCUUGAAGUGACAAGUCGCUUGUUAUAAGCCAAUUGGCCAAAGCGCCAUCUGUAGUGAGCUUUGCUUUUU
Molecule: messenger RNA, 3904 nt
Organism: Chilo suppressalis (striped riceborer)
Lineage: Eukaryota; Metazoa; Arthropoda; Insecta; Lepidoptera; Crambidae
Source: the annotation of a GenBank genome assembly